AUGACUCCAGUUCAGGCGUCUACUAUCCCGUUAUUCAUGAAACAUAAAGAUGUCGUCGUGGAAGCUGUGACUGGAUCUGGGAAGACGUUAGCAUUUGUGAUACCCAUUAUCGAACGCCUGAUACGACGAGAGACGAAGCUCAGACAGGAAGAAAUUGGCGCGUUGAUCAUUAGUCCAACAAGGGAGCUCGCUACUCAGAUACACUCUAUAUUCCAAUUGUUUCUUUCCUCUCAACCAGAAGAUACCCCUACAUUACCCCCUCCUUUGUUACUCGUUUCGUCAGAUCAGUCUUCCCCCGCUCAAGAUGUUCAACGAUUUAUCUCCACUGGUGCUGAUAUUGUAAUCGGGACACCUGGAAGAAUUGAAGAAUUUUUAUUGGGCAAGGGUCGGAAUACAGUAAAUGUAAAGGGAUUGGAAGUCCUGGUGUUAGAUGAAGCAGACAGGCUGUUGGAUCUAGGGUUCCAGGCCGUACUUAGCCGUAUUAUUACAUAUCUUCCCAAGCAGCGACGAACAGGGUUGUUCAGUGCAACAAUGACUGAUGCAGAUGCUCUAUCAGAGCUCGUCCGAGUAGGUUUGCGAAACCCGGCACGAAUUACUGUCAAAGUGCAAUCAAAGAAGUCGAAAGUGGGUAUGGAUGGAACAAGUAAAAUAAUAGAGGAAAGGAGAACACCAGCAAACCUAAAGAAUUACUACGUUACCUGUCGCCCAUCUGAAAAGAUAAUCCAGCUGACUCGGAUUAUUUCAAAUGAAGUCGCUAAGAAUUCAUCACACUUUAUCGUAUAUUUUGCGACAUGUGCAUGCGUGGAUUACUUCUAUAAAAUACUUCCAUUUUUGACUGAAUCGAGGGCAACAUUUUACUCCUUACAUGGCAAUCUUACGCCUUCAGCGCGUACGCGUACAUUGUCAGCCUUUGCUUCCGCUCCCGCAACGGUUGGGAAUCCAUCUAUCCUCCUUGCCACAGACGUGGCAGCUCGUGGCCUUGAUCUGCCUUCAGUGGACGUAGUUAUUCAAUUUGACCCACCGACAGACACCAAAACUUUUUCACACAGAUGUGGACGUACCGCUCGUGCAGGUCGAGGAGGACGUGCAUGGAUACUGCUUUCAGGUAGGGAGGUGGACUUUGUGGAUUUCCUCAACAUCCGCAAGAUUCCACUAGAGAAGAGACCAUAUCUUACUGCUGAAGCUGAGACACAACCACCACCAAUUCAAGACGAUGAUGAAAAGUCCGAUGACCCUGAGGUCGAAGCCUUUGUCGAUAAAACAAGACGCAUUCUUCUAACUGACAGAGCUCUUCAUGAUCAAUCUAUAAAGGCUUUUGUUUCAUUUAUUCGUGCCUACUCCAAACACGAAGCCUCUUAUAUAUUUCGCGUCAAAGACCUUGAUUUGAUCGGAGUGGCAAAGUGUUUUGGCCUCUUACGCUUGCCUAAAAUGCCUGAGCUGAAAGCUGUUGCGAAAGACUUGUGGAAGGAUGCGGAUGUAUCAUGGGACUGUUACGCUUAUGCUAACCAAGCACAAGAGACGAAACGACAAAGAGAACUCGCAGAUGCAGCCACGGCUAAAGAAACCGGAGAAAAAGAACAUCGCCACUCUGACUAUAUACGUCAAAAAAAGAAGAAUGCUGCAUGGAGUAUGAAAGCCAGCAAGGAAGAAGAGCGGGAGAAACGAAGAGACAAGCGAAAAGCGAAGAAAAAAUGGGAACGAGCAAGAGAGGUUGCACCUGUGAUGUCAAUCGAAGGACACACAGCCGGAAAACGGCCGCAUGAGGAUAUACAGGUUGGAGACGAAGCCGAUGAUUGGGCAGAGCUCGCCCGAGAAGAAAAAAUGGCAAAGCGAUUGCGUCAAGGGACGAUUUCUCAAAAAGAUUUCGACGCGGAAUUUGCAGACCUAUAG
This is a messenger RNA of Psilocybe cubensis, 1890 nucleotides long. RefSeq lists its product as uncharacterized. The transcript is spliced from 8 exons. Gene Ontology annotation, cellular component: nucleolus. NCBI's taxonomy places the organism in Eukaryota, Fungi, Basidiomycota, Agaricomycetes, Agaricales, Agrocybaceae. Gene Ontology annotation, molecular function: nucleic acid binding; ATP binding. Bases 1 to 1890 code for a protein of 629 amino acids. The record is from RefSeq and is a predicted model, not a curated record.